Molossus molossus (Pallas's mastiff bat) is the source of this 4520-nucleotide messenger RNA. RefSeq names its product WD repeat and coiled coil containing (gene WDCP). The coding region runs from base 111 to 2333 and encodes 740 amino acids. The record is from RefSeq and is a predicted model, not a curated record. The transcript has 4 exons. Gene Ontology annotation, molecular function: kinase binding. NCBI's taxonomy places the organism in Eukaryota, Metazoa, Chordata, Mammalia, Chiroptera, Molossidae.
UGCUUCCGGUACCUGCUGCGGACUUCAGACCCAUGUUAAGUGAACAUUGGCGGCUCCGGGACUGGUUUUCUGUGGCGCAGUGAGUCCAAAGAUAACCUUCAUCAGAAAGGAUGGAGUUGGGAAAAGGAAAACUUCUCAGGAGCGGGCUGAAUACAUUGUAUCAAGCAGUACACCCAGUUCACGGCCUUGCCUGGACAGAUGGGAAUCAGGUAGUCCUGACUGACAUACAGCUUCGGAGUGGAGAGGCCAAGUUUGGGGACUCAAAGGUCAUUGGACAAUUUGAACAUGUGUAUGGGGUGGCCUGGGCCCCACCUGGUACAGCUGACACACCCCCUCUGCUCGCUGUCCAGCACAAGCAGCAUGUCACUGUGUGGCAGCUGUGUCCCAGUACUACGGAAACCAGCAAGUGGUUGAUGUCUCCAACCUGUGAGAUUAGAGAAUCAUACCCUGUCCUUCCCCAAGGCUGUAUGUGGCACCCAAAAAGAGCUGUGCUGACUGUGUUGACUGCACAGGAUGUCUCCAUUUUCCAUAAUGUUCACUGUGAUAGUUCCCGAGUAAAAGUGGACAGCAACACCCAGGGCCUUAUUCAUUGCGCAUGUUGGACCCAGGAUGGCCAGAGGCUGGUGGUGGCUGUAGGCAGCGGCCUACAUUCUUAUAUUUGGGACAGUGCUCAGAAGACUCUUCAGAGGUGCUCCUUCUGCUCAGUAUUUGAUAUGGACAGCGAUGUGCGCUCCAUCAGAGCCACUGUGGACUCACAGGUCGUCAUAGCCACUGAACUUCCGAUGAAGAAGAUUUGUAGCUUAAAUGCAUCUGAAACACUUGACAUACCACCUGGUAAUGAAGACACUUGUCUGUGUACUUCACCAGUUACUGAUGAGGUGCCCUGUGUGGAUAAGGGGGUAGCCCCUUCUGGAACAAAUUCCAAUGAAGACACUUGUCUGUAUAUUUCACCAGUUACUGAUGAGGUGCCCUCUGUGGAUAAGGGGGCAGUCCCUUCUGGAACAAAUUCCGACACAUCAGUUUCUCCUUUUUCAGAUCCUCUGGAUCUAACUCACAUACAUUUCAAUAGCUCUAAAUCUGAGGAUAAUGUCCUUAUGUGUCUAAGAAAAAAGGACUACCUGACAGGAACUGGUUUGGAUUCUUCACAUUUGGUCCUUGUGACCUUUGAGAAAAAGGUUACCCAGACCAGAAAAGUCACCAUUCCAGGCAUUCUGGUUCCUGAUCUAAUAGCAUUUAAUCACAAAGCACAGGUUGUGGCAGUGGCUUCCAAUGCUUGUAACGUAAUUUUAAUCUAUUCUGUCAUUCCAUCGUUUAUGCCAAACAUCCAGCAAAUUCAGUUAGAGAGCAGUGAAAGACCAAAAGGCAUAUGUUUCUUGACAGAUAAAAUAUUAUUAAUUUUGGUAGGAAAACAACAAUCCACUGAUUUGACAUUUCUUCCUUCUUCAAAGACUGAUGAGUAUGUCAUUCGCUUGAUUGUUAGAGAAGUAAUGUUGGAAGAGGAAUUUCCAGUAACAUUGAGUGAAAACCAGAGUGGCUACUCUACUUUCAGUACUCUGUUAAAGAAAGCAGAGAGAAAAAUACUAAUCGACAGUUUUUCCCCAGAUAUUUGUCACCGAAACAGAGAGCUCUUGUUAACAGCUAAUAGCUGUAGUCAAGGUGGAAGGCCCGGAAGUACCUUUAUUAAAGACAGUCCUCCAUUCAGUGUCUGUGAUGACUCCAUAGCCCUGGAAACUCCAGGUGCCGAGCCUGCUAACCAGUCAGUGUCGCUGCACAAAACCAGCAGCACACCAGACUGCACCAGCACCCCAGAACCUCCUAAUUUUCCUCAAAGAAAGAACUUACACCGGGAAAAGGAAACUUAUCAGCCCUCUAAGGAACUGGAAGUUUUAUCUAGAAAACUGAUUGAAAUACAACGAUGUCUUUCUGAACUUACAGACUUCCUACGUAAUGGAAAGAAAUCCUCUCCAGUAUAUCCCCUCUCUCAGGAUCUGCCUUAUGUCCACAUCUCUUACCAGAAACAUUACUAUGUAGGAUCUGUUGUUGAAAAAAGAGACAUGCUUCUCUGCAAUGGCAAACUAAGGCUCAGUACAGUUCAGCAGACUUUUGGCCUCUCUCUUAUUGAAAUGCAGCAUGACUCCCGCUGGAUCCUUCUCUCUGCUGAUAGUGAAGGCUUCAUUCCAUUAACUUUCACAGCCACACAGGAAAUAAUCAUAAGAGAUGGCGGCAGCUCCAGGUCAAAUAUCUUCAGAGACUCUUUAUCUCAGAGUCUUGAUUCUGGUCCUUCUCUUGAAGUCUUUAGAAGCCUGGCAGCCCAAAGUUUAGAUUCCAUCUAGGCAGUAUGGCCUGAUACUUGUUUGUAGAGUAUUUGCUGCAUAGCUUUUCAGAUGAGACCAUUACAAACAAGAUCUGUUUUCCACUGUGGACUCUCCCCACUUUCAAUGUCACAGAGGUGAAACACUUGUCAGGUUGGCUUGGCCACUGUCCCUGCUGUUCCCCCAGGCAGAGGCUUGCUGCUCUGUAAGAGCGCAAUGUUUGUUAGAUGGCUCAGAAAGUGCUUGUUUAUGUAUCCAUGAGAGUAGUUUUGUUUAAGGGCAGAAUUCCCAGGACAAGACAAUAUAAUGGCACCGUGUGGGUUUGUUUUAUGGUUUCCCUGAGGCUUUCUGUCCCUAGCCCAGAGCUGUGUUAAAGCUGUCUUAGAAGCUCUUAAAAGGUACCUCAGCAUUGUUGUAGAUCUUUCUCUUGGCUUAAAGAUGAGGGUCAGUAGUGCAUACCCUCCAACAUGUCCUUUUUACCCCAAACCUGCAGGAAUCUACAGAGCUCGAAGGAAGAUAAAAUUUCCAUUGACUGCUACCUCCAGGGCUCCCUAGAACAGGAAUUAUAGUGUCAGCUGGACCUCCCAGAAUUUAAACCUAACCCUCUUGCUUCCUUAGAAAAUCCUGGCUGACUAAGGUCCAGAUAUUCCUAAAAAUUGGCCCUGGGCAAAUUUCAAAUGACAUUUCAAAUUCUUUGACCCUUGUCAACCCCACUUGGGUUUUGCUGAUGUUACUAGUACAAAGCCAAGAACGGAAGAGGUCUAAGGCGUGGGUUUGUGCUCUUGCUUCUCCUGAUUUUCUCCCUGAAAAAAGAAAUUUCCCCCCCAGUUUUGGGAUUAUAAAAAAUACCCUAUUUUUCUCGUAAUCAACUCUUAAAUUGGAACUUUAGUUUGGGUCUUUUUCUUUUCCUUCCAGUCAAGUCUUAGAGACCAGAAUAGAGCCUGUGAGAAAAAAUAUUUCAGAAAGUUGGAAAUUUCACUGAAUCUGAGGUUGUUCUGAAAAGUACCAGUUAUUAUAAAUAUGGGCUAAAAGAUCAGCUUAGCAGAGUGGAAACCACCCUGAUCCCAACUCUCCAUAGACACAGCACUUCUCGCUGCCUUCGAACACAGUUAACAAUUUCAUUUACUGCCGGGGAGCACAUUGGUCUGUGUGUGGCUAGGCAGCGGACACCUGCAGAUGCAUUGUUUCAGCCAUAACGUUCAUUAGCACAUAGGCAUUUCUUCCAUUUCCUUUAAAAUUAUCUGGAAAGAAAUACUUGGUACCCUUGGGGACUCCUGUCUGUCUGUUACAGUUUAUGAAGAUGGAGCUGGGAUAGGAAAGAAGCAGAGGCCCAUUUUGUGGUUCAGAUGCAUUAGAGAGCUGCUGCGGUAAUGGACAUGGAGGCCGCUUGUCUGUAAUCAGUUGCCUGAGAGCUGUGGCUGGGGGCAGUCUGAGGCCUGGCUCCGUUUCCCUGGUGGGACGAAAGCACACUACUGGGAAGCCUGAAGAGGGGGUGGGGGACCCUGAAGUAAGGUCAGGGUGGGUACCUCAGAGUGUAUGUUAUAAUCAGCAUUUCGCUGGUCAGAAUCCUGUGAAUGAGUCUUCAAUAAAAUCACUCAUGGUUGAUGCGACUGUUGUGAAUGUUUUGAUGGUGUCUUCUUUGUGAGUAUGCUGGUAUACAGAAGUGUUCUUGAUUUUAUGUAAGGGUAUGUUGUCUCUGUGUUUCUUCUUCUGGUGGACAUGUCACCAGAAAGGGACCAGGAUUGGAGCGGGUCUGUCCGGGGCUGGCUGGUUGUGUGUAGCUUUUUGACUUUGUGCAGGAAAGAUUUCACCAUCCAAGUCCAGAUAAUUUCGAGAGUACAUUUAUUAAAGCUGGGACUGUGAAACAGAGGAAGGGCCUACAGUAGAAGCAACAUCAGGAGAGAGCCUUGGCAGUGCUCGGCUUUGGCUCUCUAGAAAUACUGUAGGAAAGAAGUGGCCACUCUGGGCUGCAUACUCACUGAGAAGUCAAAGUCACAGUGACAGAAGUGAGCCGAUGUGGGGCUGCUGUCAGCUCACCGGAAAGUCAGAGGAAAGGGGUCCUUGGAGCCAGGUUCAUGGGCUUAGCCUGGGACGAGCUUCUGCUGCCCACUGCUCCCCUGAUUGCAAGUCUCAUGGGGACCCUUAGAAGUAGGAGAGAAAGUAAGGCUACAAGAGAGGAAACAAAGGUGUGGGCCUGCUCCAGAGACA